This is a messenger RNA of Halteromyces radiatus, 1816 nucleotides long. Its product is annotated as putative signal recognition particle 54 kDa protein. Gene Ontology annotation, cellular component: cytosol; signal recognition particle, endoplasmic reticulum targeting. Gene Ontology annotation, biological process: SRP-dependent cotranslational protein targeting to membrane, translocation; SRP-dependent cotranslational protein targeting to membrane. The transcript has 9 exons. Lineage: Eukaryota; Fungi; Mucoromycota; Mucoromycetes; Mucorales; Cunninghamellaceae. Gene Ontology annotation, molecular function: GTP binding; 7S RNA binding; endoplasmic reticulum signal sequence receptor activity. The coding region runs from base 31 to 1587 and encodes 518 amino acids. The record is from RefSeq and is a predicted model, not a curated record.
AUUCUCCUUACCUUCCAACAUAUAUAGACCAUGGUUUUAGCAGAUUUAGGGAAAAAGAUCAAUUCUGCCCUGGCAGAGUUGACUAAGGCUCCCGUAAUUGAUGAAAAGGUUCUCGAUGCCAUUCUGAAGGAUAUUUGUGGUGCUUUAAUUACAUCAGAUGUUAACAUCAUGUUGGUUGGCAAACUACGAAACAAUGUAAAGAAAGCAGUCAAUGUCUCUGAACUGGGUGGUGGUGUGAACAAAAAACGAAUUAUUGAAAAGGCGGUUAUGGAUGAAUUAUAUAAUUUGGUAGAUCCAGGUGCUGAACCAUAUAAACCAGUGAAACGAAAAGCGAAUGUAUUUAUGAUGGUGGGUCUUCAAGGUGCAGGGAAAACAACAACAUGUACCAAGUUGGCUUCUCACUAUUUACGCAAAGGAUGGAAAACAGCUUUGGUAUGUGCAGAUACCUUCCGUGCUGGUGCUUUUGAUCAAUUGAAACAAAAUGCUACAAAGGCCAAGAUUCCUUAUUAUGGCAGUUACACUGAAACGGAUCCUGUUGCUAUUGCUUUAGAAGGUGUUGAAAAAUUCAAAGCUGAAAAAUUCGAAAUUAUUAUUGUGGAUACCUCUGGUCGUCAUAAGCAAGAAGCUGAAUUAUUUGAAGAAAUGAAGCAGAUCUCAGCAGCAGUGGAACCUGACUCGACUAUAUUCGUUAUGGAUGGAACAAUUGGGCAAGCGGCUGAAGCACAAGCAAAGGCAUUCAAAGAGGCAGCUAAUUUUGGUUCUAUUAUUAUGACUAAAAUGGAUGGACACGCAAAAGGUGGUGGUGCUAUUUCAGCUGUUGCAGCAACUCAUAGUCCCAUUAUCUUCAUUGGUACCGGUGAACAUCUCCAUGAUUUGGAUCGUUUUGAACCAAAACCAUUUAUUCGCAAGAUGCUUGGCAUGGGUGAUAUGCGUGAACUCGUUGAAACUGUACAAGAUAUGAGUUUGAAUCAAAACAAGAAUUUAAUGGAAAACAUUAAACAAGGUCAAUAUUCUCUCCGUGAUAUGUAUGAACAAUUCCAACAAAUUUCAAAAAUGGGUCCAUUAUCAAAAAUUAUGGGUGCUAUUCCAGGUAUGCCAACUGAAAUGUUAGCAGGAUCUGAGGAAGAAGGUAGCAAAAGAAUCAAACGAAUGAUGUGUAUUAUGGACAGUAUGACCGACUUGGAGUUAGACAGUGAUGGUACUCCUUUCCAAAACAAUCGAACGAGAAUUAUCAGAGUAGCUCAAGGAUCUGGUACUAGCGUACAUGAAGUAGAAGAAAUAUUAUCACAAUAUCAACGUUUCAGCUCUAUGGUUAAGACAAUGGGUGGCAAGAACGGCUUAAUGAAUAACUUACCAACAGAUCCAAAGAAAAUUAAUCGCAACAAUCGUGCUCAAAUGCAAAAUAUGGCCAAAGCUCAACAACAAAUGGCGAAUAUGAUUCCUCCAGGCAUGUUACAACAAAUGGGUGGCAUGGAAGGAUUACAGAAUAUGGCAAGAAGUAUGAUGGGCGGUGGUGCUGGUCGUGGCCGUGGUGGUGGUAUGCCUGAUCUCUCUCAACUUAUGAAACUAAUGGGUGGUGGUCAAUGAUUGGGUUCAACAAAAAUAAAAAAAAAUAGCAUAGUAGUAGCAGUAGUAGUAAUAGCUUUUUAUUAUCAUUAUUAUUACUUUUAAACUAUUUUAAAUAUACAUUCUUAUUUUAUAUCAUAUCUCUCUCUCUCUCUCCAUCUCUGUUAUUUGAAAAAGAAAAUCUCCAGCAAUAUUUGAACUAUAUUAAUAGGAUCAACAUUAUUAGCAGCAGAUUUGACGGGGCUUGAAC